GAGUGGUGAGACUUCGCCCAAUGUCAGCAACUCAGCAUGUUGUGAAGUUUCCUAGGCAUACUGCCCGUCGGUAAUGUUUUGUAGCCCAAGAAGGGCGAGCAAUGGUGUGAACAAUAUGCACGCGUGCACAACGUCCUUUAAAUAAUAUACUUACCGUGAGUAUUGUGCGGGAUCAACAAUGGCUGAAACUCGAGUCAUUCCAAGUGGAGAAGUGUACAGACAGAUAUUCGAUGCUCAGGUCCAGCUGUCUAUGUUUCUUCAUGGUGGUCGAAGCAAGCGUGCUGGCUAUGAUGGAUUGCCAUUCAGCUGUGAUGCAGAUGGAGGUCAAGAGGGUCGCCCAGACUCACUGCAGAUCAGAGAUCAGACAGGAUGCUCCACAUGGUCCAAUGACACGACUACACGGGCUCAGAUAUUUCCAUGUGGCAAAGCAAAACACAAGAAUCACCUGUUAGAGGAAAUCAGUGGUCUUCCAGAUGUUGUUGAGGCCGAAACAAAGGGCUCUGACAUUGUUGAACGCCUCAAUGAGAAAAAAAUGAAUGACCACACUGAGGCUGUCGUUCAGAUGCAUCGAGACCUUGCUGUGAUAAGUACGCAUUAUGAGUCCCGCAUCAGACAGCAGGCAGAGAACACAUUAUGUCAACUGGCCAAAUAUGACACUGCCGUUGAGACCCUCAUGAAAAAGACUGAUUGUGUCGCAAGUUUGGAAAGCUUUAGCAUCCAGGACCUUCGCAAUCUCUGGGAUUCAGUCACCCUUCAGUCAGCAAAUAGGAGAGAGUGGGUUAAAAAGCUCGAGGUGGAGCUUGAAAACAACAUUCUUGAGCAAACAGCUGUGAUAUCAACACUGCUCAGAAAGUACACCCAGAUUCUGGAAAAAUUCAGCUAUGUACUGCCUGCUGACGUGCAUCGAGUAAUGGAUAGUGAAGCAAUGAUGAUAAACCAGGCGGUGCUCUGUAACAAAAGGGCGGUGGCCAAACUGAUCCUGAACCUGAUGGAGGAUGAUCUCCAGAAGGAAGCCCUGCAGCAGCUCCGAUGGGAAGACAAGUUCAAAGACUGGAAGAGGAUGAAGGUCCAUGCCGCAGUGAACAAAUUCAAAGAUUUUAUCAGCAAUCCAGACUUGAAGUGCUCCAAGGACAUUUUGGCCACCCUGGAUACUUUGAACAAGUUACAGGCACAGUACAACAAGGAAAGGGUCAUGAUCCUGCAGUCAAUGAAAACUAUGGUGCCGCCGGAUUGCUCAAAGUCAUUAAUUACAACGUGGUAUUCAACCUUAUCAGCAGUCAAUGACAAAAUCGAUUGCUUACAUAUUGACACCAUGAAAAAACUAAAAAAGUUCUAUAAAGACAUCUGGCAAAUUUGCCAAGCAAGGGUUGAGGACUUUAAGGAGGAAGUGCGGACUAAUGGGUUGCCUGAUGAAGGAAUUCAGGAAGUUGUUGAAUCUGAACUGCUGCCCUUGAUCGGUAAAAGGCAGAAAGAAGUUAAGGAGAAACUUGAAGUCUUGGAUGCAGCUUUCGAGUAUCUGGCCAAACAAGCCACUCGUGUGAGCACGGUGCUUUUUAAGUUUUUACAGUCGGCUGAUCAUCUUUGGGAAAUGCACACCUCAGACCUCCAGCUGAGAGAACAGCAGCUACAGGCCCAGCUGGAGGAGCUGCAGCAUGUCCACAAGCAGGAGCAGGCGAAAAAAGGAUCACUGCUAGAAAUCAUGCUGGAUAAGCUUAGGCAGGAAAAUUCAGAGGAGGCCUUGAAAUCCACCCUUGACAAAAUAAAAGGCUUUUUGGAAGAGCUAAAUGGCGGGUUUAUGACUAUCCAUAAGAAAGAAAUCGAGACAGUGGAGGGUUAUUUUGCAAUGGUUUUGGAGGAAUUGCAAAUCUACAGCAUGGAAGUCAGCAAAUUCUUCAGUGUGAAAGAGAUUUUCUGUCAGGUAUCUGAAGAACUGCAAGCCCUUUAUCCUGGUGGACAGACAAAUGCCAGUGGUAGACUCACGCUGAAGCGAAGGAAGGGAAGUGUGAGCCAAAUCAAGAAGUAUGGUGAGACUUUGAGGCUCGGCAGUCCAAACCAAUUCAGUGCAUCACUCCCCAGUCGUGUCACCUCUCCCAUGAAGCCUGUGGACUGCCCUCAGGAGUUAUAUAACCCAUACAAGCAGGACGUCUUCACCAGCACCAAAGGAAAUACUUACAGUGCUGUGAAGUUUGUGGUGCCGUUUGCAAAGGAGUACCAGGAACCUGAUGUUCCAGAAGUUCGGCAAGCAAUUUAUCCCAUGGGAAUUCUCGUUGAUAUCCUGAGAAAUGUGCGUCUGGCAUUUUUUAAUCAUCUUGAAAUGUGGUUCAAUUCAGUUUUGACAAAUGCCGUUCACAUUAUAUCAGCCAAGAAAGUGGAGCUAGAAGCUGAACACGCUUUGCGUCUACAUUUACAUGACCCACGCGGCAAGAGGAUAGAAAAAGAUAUCUACAAUGUUCGUUCAGCGGAGUUGGUGUUUCAUAGAGAUCACAUUGAAAAACACUGCAGAGCUGUGGUGCAAUCCCUGGCCGACAUCCGAAGUGACUUCCAAGAUCUUCACAUGCAGCAACAGCAGCUCACUGUAGACUUCCGGACACACAUCACCAGCAUGGAGGAUGUGUUUAACCUUGCAACUAAAUCUGACAUACUGAUCAAUCUUUCAGCAGCGCUGCAGUCCAAGCUCGAGAAGCACAUCAAUGUUAUACAGGCAUCACAGAGACAAUUUCGGCAACAACUUGAGGAGAAAUUACAGGACCUUAGAGAGGCCAAUGUACAGUUUAUGAAAUCAAUCACGUUGUUUUCUGGGGGAGGAAACUUCACACCUAAAGAAACUGAACCUUAUCAUAAACGUUUGGAGAAGGUCACCAAGCGUAUUGAGUCCUUUGAGGAGACCUUGAGCCUGGAUAUGGAAAAUGUCGAGUUCAAAUGUCUGGAGCAGGCUAAGGAGAUCGUUGUGAAGUUUGAGGAGAAAUUCCAGUAUUUGGCUGUAGACCUCAAAUUUCUAGAGAAGAUCCAGGGGAUAUUAACUAACACACAAGUACAGAUUAAGUCAGAGGUGUCAAACAGCAAUAUGCAAAACAAAAAGUUAAUCAGCCUUCUUAAAGACCUGGAGAUGAUGGUUCAAGCCUGUUCUAAUCUGGGCCCCGAAAAGACUGUGACCUUAGAUAAGGUUCUUACUUUCACUACUACCUUGUUUGGAGACCUCAGAACAAGAUGCAUCUACCUUGAUUGCUGCCUAGACUCGUCUGAGGCUGUACAGCCGUUUGAUUCUCCACUGCAAGGAGCUUUUGCUGUUGCGGCUCGGCCCCAUUUCCAAAAAGAGCAGAAAGAAACAGACAUCUGUUUGCCUGAUGGUCUCCUUGUUCCAAGCAGCAUAGGGGUGUCCUUCAUAGAGGACGUGGCUAUUGGCGUGGUCAAGGGACUAUUGAGGUUAAGCAAACCUAAAGCCACCCAGGAUGUUCGCACAGAGUCACCAGAACGAAUCGGCACUGCAGUGGUGGGUGGACCCCUGUCUGCAACCUCAAAAAGGAGUCACACAGGGCUGGACAGCCUUCGCAGGAGGUCCCAGGAAUCCAUAACCCAGAGUAUAAAGAGGUUCUCCAAGCCCACUCGCUUUGACAAGAGAUUUCAGGUGUUUGGCUCCAAGCUGGAGGAACUGAGCACACCAAACUUUAAAGGACUACUAACAAAUAUCCUGUGGAAAGCGAAUGAUAAUCUUCUUCAGGUGGCAGAGGAAUUCUACAAGAAAAAGGAGAGGCGAUUAAUCACACGGCCUCAGUACUUACAGGAGACAUUUGAGCAAUGUGCAGAGGAGAUCAACAGGAGGCUUUUGCUGUACCAAAGGCAGUCACAGGAGUACUACAACUCCUGCCUACAUGAGUUACGGCUGCAGCUGAAGGAAUGUGAAGAAACUUUAUCUAAAAUACCAGAUGGUCUUAUCACCAACCUGACUGAACAAUGCUUAGACCGCUUAAAUGAAUACUUGGAUGUUGAACAAACUAAGCUUGCUUUGACAUUGAGUCAAAACGAGCUGAAAAAGAGAGAGUUGAGAAAAAAGCUGAGUGUGCGCCUUGGUCAUCCAGCCUGUUCAGUGGAGCUGAAGCAGCUGCAGCGCAUCGAGGAGCAGAGGCAGAAGGAGCUGAGCGCGGCCAUCAGCGAGACUACCGUCCGAUUAAAGGAUGCUUUAAGGAAGCAUGGAGAGGACUUUGUCACAGCUCUUGCUGCCUUGACUGAAAGUCUGCUAUUACAAAUGGACAAUCUGCUGACGAUUGAUGAUGUCAAUGGAGAACACAUAGAACCGAAGGAAAACCUAACAACUGUGGGACCAACUAUUGAGGAGCAGAACUAUGAUGUGCGGAAUGGCAGAUGCAUGUGGAAGGGGCUUGCCUACUUUGAUUUGCCUGAUGGGGCAUCUAUGGAAAAGCCACACAACAGAAAAACAGCCGUAGUCAACACAACCAAGACAACGUUGGUCCACCUGAAAGCAAUUCAAGCAAGGGACACUGCCUACCAGCUUUACCAACAGAGAUACAGAGAGAAGUUGGCCCAGGUGAAUGCAGAAAUGGCUGCCCAGAUGGAAGAUCUCCGCAGCUGGAAAGAACACUGGAUGGAGCAGUUAAAAAUCCUUUCUAGAUUCAAUGCUGAAUGACCGGAAAAACUAAUUUAUCAAAGAUGAUAACUUACCUUUCAUAUUUUAAACAAAUUCAAGAAACAUAAUAAAUAUAACAUGAAUGACAAUUGCAAAGA
Molecule: messenger RNA, 4740 nt
Organism: Engraulis encrasicolus (European anchovy)
Lineage: Eukaryota; Metazoa; Chordata; Actinopteri; Clupeiformes; Engraulidae
Gene: ccdc180
Product: coiled-coil domain containing 180
Exons: 37
Coding region: 179-4642 (1487 amino acids)
Source: RefSeq, a predicted model, not a curated record